Messenger RNA from Nilaparvata lugens (brown planthopper), 2440 nucleotides. It is a transcript of the gene mRRF2, whose product is annotated as ribosome-releasing factor 2, mitochondrial. Gene Ontology annotation, biological process: ribosome disassembly; mitochondrial translation. The coding region runs from base 137 to 2380 and encodes 747 amino acids. The transcript is spliced from 15 exons. NCBI's taxonomy places the organism in Eukaryota, Metazoa, Arthropoda, Insecta, Hemiptera, Delphacidae. Gene Ontology annotation, cellular component: mitochondrion. The record is from RefSeq and is a predicted model, not a curated record. Gene Ontology annotation, molecular function: GTP binding; GTPase activity; translation elongation factor activity.
GCUAUUCCGUUUACAUAACUCGAACAUCUUCAGGGCACGUAGGUUAUGUUUACUGUGAUCAUUGUAUAAAUAUAUUUUAGGUUAAGUUUUAAUAUCAGUUUACAAUACAAUUUGAUCAAAUUAUUAAUUUUGAAUUAUGCUGCUUAGGAGAAGAGGGAAUCUCAAGCGAGUAUUGGAGAGGAUGUGCAAAAGAUAUUUUAGAACAUCUGCGAAUAGUGACGCUAAGAAGAUUGACGUGAAUGAUUUAUCUCGUGUGAGAAAUAUUGGAAUUCUAGCACAUAUUGACGCAGGUAAAACAACGACAACUGAGAGGAUGCUGUAUUAUUCUGGGAGAAUCAGAGUAAUGGGAGAAGUACACGAAGGAAACACAGUUACAGAUUAUAUGGAGCAAGAAAGAGAUAGAGGAAUCACAAUAACAUCAGCAGCAGUGACUUUGCAAUGGAUGAAACACAAGUUCAACCUGAUCGACACGCCGGGACACAUCGAUUUCACCAUGGAGGUGGAGCAGGCUCUGCAUGUCAUGGAUGGUGCUGUUGUCGUUCUAGAUGCGUCUGCAGGUGUUGAAGCUCAAACAUUGACAGUUUGGAGACAAGCCGAUAACUACGAACUACCAAGGAUAGUGUACGCCAAUAAAAUGGACCGAAACGAUGCUAACCUGGAACUAUGUAAAUCAACCCUAUCUUCGAAGCUUGGCGUCAAAACACUGCCUUUGCAGAUUCCUUUUAAAAACGGUGGAAAGCUGGAGGGCAUAGUCGAUGUGGUUGCAAAACAGAAAUGUAUUUGGAGCGGAGAGAGUGGCCAGCAGUGCAAUAGGAUUCCCUUGACAGAAGCUGAUGGAGAAAUCUGGGAAUUAACAACGAAAGCAAGGGAAGAGCUGGCCGGAGACCUGGCAGACCUCGAUGAUAAGAUGGGCGACAUUGUGUUGGGUCUCGACUCAGUCGAGCAUAUAAGCGACAAAGAUAUUUACGAAGCUGUUCGUAGGGUUACUUUGUCACAGAAAGGUGUACCUCUACUCAGUGGCAGCUCUUACAAAAACGUCGGAGUACAACUUGUUAUGGACUCAAUAGUGCAUUACCUACCGUCGCCUCUGGAAAACAGUAGACAAAGCUUUCUCACAGAAAGUUUCAAAGAUAACCUCUCAGCAAAAGUGUUCAAAAUAGUCCAUGAUAAGCAAAGAGGUGGAGCUAUCAGCUUUCUAAGGCUCUACUCUGGAAAAAUUACCAAGGGUCAAACUAUACAUAACUUGAAACAACCUGGAUCUGAACAAAUUAGCAAGCUAAUGGUGGCCAUGGCAGAUGACUAUGAAGAAGUUCCUGAAGUUCUUUCUGGAAAUGUAGCUGCUGUCACUGGACUGAGGAAUGUGAACACCGGAGAUUUGAUAACCAGUUCCAGUACGGCUGCUAACACGGCACGAAAAUAUCUGCUCAACAAGAAAAAGUACACUUCAGAGCAGGUCGAUGAAGUUUUUGGAGUGGGCGUCCAGGUUCCUGACCCUGUCUUCUUCUGUUCUGUCGAGCCUGCGUCCUUGAAAUUUCAAACUCCAAUGGAAGUGGCCCUGAAGGAACUACAAAGAGAAAAUCCCAGUCUUCAAGUGAGCUUCAAUUCCGAGACAGGUCAAACGGUGCUUGGAGGAAUGGGAGAAUUACAUUUGGAAGUUAUCAAACAACGUUUAAUAUCGGAGUAUAAAGUUGAAGUUGAUCUUGGACCUCUUCAAAUAGCUUACAAAGAAUACCUCUUGAAUCCAGCUGAGUAUACCUUGGAACUGAAACACAAAAUUGGUGGUGUACUCCAUGCGAUGACGUUGAUGAUGUCAGUGAAAGCAGUGAAUGCUGACGAAAAGGUUGAACUGCUGACGUUGGACAAACACCCUGACUACGCACCCCACCUCACCACUGUCACACCGCGCCAGAUCAUGCUCUUGAAGCAGGGCAUCAUUUCGGGUUUACAGCAUGGUCCCGUUCUUGGAUCGCCUGUGGUAGGAGCCAGCUUCAAACUUCACAGAUUAGAGUUGAAACGUGGAACAUCCGAAUCCAUUUUCAUUUCUGGAGCUGCUCAAUGUACCCAAAAGCUGCUACAAGAUGCUGGAACGGCUAUUCUUGAGCCAGUAAUGUCGUUGGAAAUUGUGUCUGAUGACAAUACCAUUUCUACUAUCCUGUCAGACUUAUCGAAUCGACGAGCAGUCAUCAGAAACAUUGGAGUCAGAGGACAUUGUAAAACAAUUUCAGCGCUUGCACCACUAUCGGAACUCCUAGGCUACUCAAAGUACCUUCGGAUCCUGUCUUCAGGACUAGCGUCCUUCACCAUUGAGUUCCAUGACUACGAGCCAGUAUCCUCUGACCAACAAGCCAAGGUCAUUCAAGAAGUUGGUGGAUUAAUUUAAUCAAAGACUUCAUUGUUGCGAAUAUAUUAGCGUGUAAAUAAAUGUUUUGUUAGUGAAAAA